AUGUUGUCUCGACCAGGUCGAAUCCAACGGGCUCAAUUUGUGCUCAGACGCGUUGCGUUUUACCAACACCACGCCCAGAUAAAGGCGAAUAUUGGGGCCCCCCAUGAAAAAGCACUCGCUUCUGUCCAAAAUGUCAUUCGAAAAGUUUACGGGAAAUAUGACUGCGAAAUAUUUGGGAGUUUUCGCACUGGACUCGCGUCUAGAGACAGCGAUGUUGAUAUGGUCAUCCUCGACCCGCAACGUCCGUAUGGUUUCGCGCCAAACACUGAUCCAAAACUUCCGCCUAUUUACAACAUCCGCUCAGUUGCAAAGACUUUAAAAAGAGCUGGGUUCGAUGUUAUCAAAACUGUUCCCAAUGCCACGGUCCCAAUAGUAACCUUUCGACUCAGACGGACAACUCUCCUGGUGGAUCUGAACGUAAAUGAACGACUGGGAGUUUUCAACUCAGAUCUAAUCAAGCGAUACUGUCAACUCAGUCCAGUACUCAACCCACUCAUCCGCUACCUCAAGAUCUGGGCGAAGUUACUUGAUCUUAAUGACCCAUCUCCUGUAAAGGCCGGAGCUCAGCCGACUUUUAGUAGUUUUGCCCUCACGAUGAUGAGCAUUGCAUUUUUACAGAGCCGUGGACUGCUCCCGAACUUGCAAGCUGGUUUACCUCCCAUCAACGCUGCUGCAGAGGAUUAUCAGGGAACUUAUUGGCGCCAUGUCCGUAGUGGCAGAAUCGAUUGCUGCGAUGUUCGGUACUCUAUGGCAGAAGGCUGGAGACCGCCAGAGCAACCAUCGGUGAUACAACUGGUCCGAGAUUGGUUUAGAUGUUGGGGAGACGAGUUUGACUACACUCAACAAAUGCCGAGCAUAUCCCAGGGCGGAUUCGUUGAUCGUCUCGCCAGUUUUCAUCCACACAGUCCAUUCUGCAUCGCUGAUCCUUUCAUACCGAGCAAGAACCUCACUCAAGGAAUAACCAAAGCAACUCUAAAACGCUUCAGGAUGUCGUGUUCGUCGUAUGCAGAUGAGAUGAAGUCGAAUACCCAUGGAUUGCCCUUAAAUCCCCAGAACCCCAAGGAUAAAAUAAAAAUAAAAACAAUAGAGGAAUUGCUUGGGGGUCCUACAGAGCAUACUGAUCACGUCACGCAGCCUCUCUACAUUAAACUCCCACUCAGUCGCUGGCGGCAACACUCCCCGAUAGACGCAGUCAACAUGUCUUGGAAACUUGGCUCCUCGAAAAAGACGAAAGAAACAAAGGAAAACGGGGUUGUCUCCCGAUCGGUCACUCCCAUUCCUUCGCGGCCAACAACCCCAAAGGCAGCCAAUGGAGACCAAUUCAGGAGUGGAAUGCUCACCAUCCGCAUCUUUUCCGGUCGUGGGCUUUCUCUUCCGCCCGAUGUGUCUGUCCCAGAGUCGAUUCAAAAGGCCCUUAACUCACCACAAACGGCUCGGAAACCUGCAAACAAUCGCGAGAGUAUGCAGCGCAAACGCCAUCUUCCCUAUGUCGUUCUCGAAUUCGACAAGAAUGAGAUCUUGAUCGACGCUAUGGACGGCGACCUUGCUAGUCCAAUGUGGAAUUAUCGCGCUCAUUUCGACGUGUCUCGUACAUCCAAUGUCUCCGUCAGUGCCUAUUUGCGAACAGAGGCAGCAGUCCAAGGCCAAGAGGAUAUGGGCAACGAUUUUCUGAUGGCGCGAGUCGAUUUGACCCCAACUCUGGAUGGCCAUCACGCGUCGGAUGAGUGGUACGCCGCAACAGCAGGUUCCGGGUCAUUCCACCUUAAGAUCGACUUCCGCCCAACCCGCGACGAGCCGCUUACUAUUGAAGCAUUCGAGCUCCUGAAGGUUAUUGGCAAGGGCAGCUUUGGCAAGGUCAUGCAAGUUAGGAAGAAAGACACUGGGCGAAUCUAUGCGCUCAAAACCAUCCGGAAAGCACAUAUCGCUCAACGUCCGGGUGAAAUAACACACAUUCUUGCUGAGAGAACUGUUCUCGCCCUCGUCAACAAUCCCUUCAUCGUGCCUUUGAAAUUCUCCUUCCAGAAUCCCGAUAAACUUUACCUCGUCAUGUCAUUCGUCAACGGCGGGGAGCUAUUUUACCACCUACAACGAGAGGGCAAAUUUGAUCAGGACCGCAGCCGUUUCUACGCUGCGGAGUUACUUUGUGCUCUAGAGCAUCUCCACGGCUUCAAUGUCGUUUAUCGCGAUCUCAAGCCGGAGAACAUCCUUUUGGACUACACGGGCCAUAUCGCGCUCUGUGACUUCGGUCUGUGCAAAUUGAAUAUGUCAGAAACGGAAAAGACCAACACAUUCUGUGGCACACCUGAGUAUAUUGCUCCGGAACUCCUUGAGAGUCAGGGAUACACCAAGACUGUUGAUUGGUGGACACUAGGCGUCUUGCUCUACGAAAUGAUGACAGGACUACCACCAUUUUACGACGAAAACGUCAACACGAUGUAUCAGCGCAUCCUGACCGAUCCGCUCAACUUCCCUUCGGACAUGUCCUCUGAGGCCAAAAACGUCAUGACCGGUCUACUUCAACGGGAUCCAGCCAAACGACUUGGUGCGCACGGCAGUGAAGAAAUCAAAAAGCACCCCUUCUUCGCGAAGUAUAUCGAUUGGAAUAGACUUCUUGCGAAGAAAUAUCCAACACCAUUCAAGCCGAGUGUGGAAUCCGUUCUUGAUGUCGCUAACUUUGAUCCUGACUUCACCAACGAAUUGCCACAAGAUUCAGUUGUUGCAGACUCGGCGCUAUCGGAGACCGUCCAAGAUCAAUUCCGAGGGUUCACCUAUAACCCUGCUAACGAACAUCUCUCCGACUACGGCGCCGUCACUCGGCGACGAUACGUCAUUGUCAUUGUUGUUAUUAUCUCCUUGCUCUACCUCACAGAAAGGUCUAUACGAGACGAUCCUCCUCCAAUUCCAUCGACAGCUGCACCGUCUCGGAGCACAAUAUCCUUGCCUCAUAGGAUCAGUUCCGCGUCUUCGCCCACAUCUUCACCCACAAGCUAUCCAGAAACCGGUCCAUGUGCUGCUCGACCACGAGUAAAUGCUACACUUUUGAUGCUUGCACGCAAUAGUGACCUACUCGGUGCACUAUCUAGCGUCUCCCAACUUGAAGAGAGAUUCAACAAACACUGCAACUAUCCUUGGGUCUUCUUGAACGACGAGCCGUUCACAGACGAAUUCAAGUCCGAGAUGUCGAAGAUUACCAAUGGCUCUUUGUCGUUUGGUCUCGUGAGCAGCGAAACCUGGCUCCAGCCAGACUGGAUCGACGAAACAUUGGCCAAGGCUGGACGCGAGAAAAUGGUUGCGCAAGACAUUAUCUACGCUGAUAGCGUCCCCUAUCGCAACAUGUGCAGAUUCAACUCUGGUUUCUUUUUCAAGCACCCACUAGUUCUUCCAUACCGAUACUAUUGGCGAGUCGAACCGGAAAUUGAGUAUUUUUGUGACAUAACCAAUGACCCAUUCAAUUAUAUGGUCGAGAACCAUAAAAUAUAUGGCUUCACCAUAUCAUUCUAUGAGUGGGAGCCAACAAUUCCUACCCUUUGGAGCGCCGUGAAAGAGUUCAUUGCAAAAUAUCCACAAUACGUCGCUGACGACAAUUCUAUGGCGUACUUGUCAGACGAUGGAGGCCAGACAUAUAACCUUUGCCAUUUUUGGAGCAACUUUGAGAUUGCCGACAUGGACUUUUGGCGUGGGCGUGCCUAUCAAGCAUUCUUCGACUUUCUGGAGGCUAAGGGCGGUUUCUACUACGAGCGCUGGGGAGACGCGCCUGUCCACAGUAUCGCGGUCGCUCUGUUUGCGCCGAAAGCACAGCUCCAUUUUUUCCAAGAUAUUGGGUACCGACAUAGCCCGUUUCAGCAUUGCCCACAAGGACCGGAAUGGGAAUCCAACGGGUGUGGAUGUGACCCGACAGACACAUUGGACUACCGAGAACAGUCUUGCAUACCAAGGUUCCAGCGCCUAUUUUCUUGA
This is a messenger RNA of Mycena indigotica, 3957 nucleotides long. Its product is annotated as Non-specific serine/threonine protein kinase. Lineage: Eukaryota; Fungi; Basidiomycota; Agaricomycetes; Agaricales; Mycenaceae. Gene Ontology annotation, cellular component: membrane; Golgi apparatus. The transcript is spliced from 35 exons. Gene Ontology annotation, molecular function: protein serine/threonine kinase activity; nucleotidyltransferase activity; ATP binding. The coding region runs from base 1 to 3957 and encodes 1318 amino acids. Gene Ontology annotation, biological process: cell wall mannoprotein biosynthetic process; protein N-linked glycosylation; protein phosphorylation. The record is from RefSeq and is a predicted model, not a curated record.